Messenger RNA from Cuscuta europaea, 682 nucleotides. NCBI's taxonomy places the organism in Eukaryota, Viridiplantae, Streptophyta, Magnoliopsida, Solanales, Convolvulaceae. The record is from the annotation of a GenBank genome assembly.
GUUUCUGCAAGUAUCUAGAAUUGCAAGAUCAGAGGAUGGAGGAGAAUUUUGGCAAGUCACGCAAAAAGAAAGCCUCUGCACAAAAAACUUCCAUCCCUCAAACUCAAGGGGACACUUUGAAAAGGAUGCAAGUAGCGCAGAAGGCUUCUUCCAUAAGAGGUCAUGAAAUGGAUGCGUCUACUCCUGGAGAUGACUAUCGGGCAUUGAGGAGAAAAUAUUUGCUGCUAGAAGAGGAAAGUUUCACACUUGGGAAAGAGUUGAUGGAAGUUGAAGAUGACAUCAAAGUUCUCGAAGAGGAGAAGUUGGGACUUCUAGAUGAGCUUGUUGUGUUAGAAGGGUUAGUUGACCCUUCAGAGAUUCAACCCCAAAGCCAAAGAUUACAAUAAACUGGCUUUCAAUACCCAUAUGGCCAUAUGAUGAUCAGUAUGACAGGAGGUACAAUUGCACAACACUAAUUGUUGUACCAAUGGUCUUAAUAACAUUAGAGUUUACUCAUUCUAAAAUCAUGCUAUGGAUGUACAUAUUCUUCAGUCCACAAAUAUUUAUGUCAAUAAGACUAAAUAAGGGAUUUAUCAUGUGUGCAUUAUACUAGCGUACUAUUCGGUAAAUAUUUACUAUUGGGAAAAACAGAUCAACUUUUCAAAGGGUGUGAAUAGAUUUGGUUGACAUGAUGUUUGACCCG